This is a messenger RNA of Cucurbitaria berberidis CBS 394.84, 1212 nucleotides long. RefSeq names its product kinase-like protein. The coding region runs from base 1 to 1212 and encodes 403 amino acids. NCBI's taxonomy places the organism in Eukaryota, Fungi, Ascomycota, Dothideomycetes, Pleosporales, Cucurbitariaceae. Gene Ontology annotation, biological process: protein phosphorylation. The record is from RefSeq and is a predicted model, not a curated record. The transcript has 2 exons. Gene Ontology annotation, molecular function: protein kinase activity; ATP binding.
AUGACUCCUCGAGGCACUGAAGACUCGCAAACGGGGUUGCCGCCGCCGCCACCAUCAUCAUCAUCACAACGGAUCGUUUUCCAAAUGCCAGUCUUCCAGAACGUCGAGGACGUGUAUAUGUACGGACCCGGUGGGUAUCACCCUGUUGACCUCGGCGAUGUGGUCGGACACAGCUUCAAAAUCAUACACAAACUCGGAAACGGAGGCUUCGCUCUCGUCUGGCUAGCUCGGGAUCUCAACCAAGAUCGAUACGUUGCACUCAAAAUUCUAAGAUCAGAUGCUUCAGAUAAUGAGGUCAAAAUCCUGGAGCAUCUAAAAAUGGCUGCGGGAAAAACUCGAAUCACUAACCUCCAGGAAACAUUUACGAUUCACGGACCCAACGGGUUCCAUCAAUGCCUAGUGCUAGACCUUGGUGGGCCAAGCCUCCGGCGUGUUACUUUGUACUGCAAACACCCACCACUUCCAUUUCUCAAAGUUGCCGCUAUGAAAAUCGCAGAAGGAGUUGCUGCCCUUCACGAAGCCGGUGUAUGCCAUGGUGACCUCACAGAUUCCAAUGUGCUUUUCGAAAUUACAGGUCUCCAGGACUGGACGGAAGAUGAGGUCCAUCGUUACUUAGGACCACCUAAAACGGCCCCACUGCUAUUCCUCGAUGGAAAACCUGCACCAGUAUUCGCCCCAACCCAUGUCGUUGACGCGCUUGAUUACUCUCAUCUAAAUACGGAACAUUUGUCAAGUAAUAUUCUUAUAACUGACUUCGGCGAGGCAUUCUUUAAAGAUAACGUGCCUAAGGGACUGGGAACCCCUGCGUCUUUCUCUGCUCCUGAGCUGCUUUUUGGAUACCAACCGUCGUGUGCUGUAGAUCUAUGGGCUCUCGGUUGUCUUGUAUUUCAGAUCCACACGUUUCAAGUGCUCAUACCCACAAUCUUUAGUUCUGACCAGGAGGCACUAGCAAUGGCCAUUGAAACAGUUGGGGCUCUGCCAGAAGCAUGGCAAGAGUCCUUCUUCAGCAGCUUGCAUUUGCACAUAUUAAAAGUCUCCAAAAGAAGAAUGCAUUUAAAUGUGUUCCAGGGUUCAAAAGGUGAAGAUUCAAGGGAAGACAUCAUCACCGGGGCGGAACAGCCCCGCUACCUAUCGAUAAGAUCGAGUCACCGCCCCGCCAAAAUUUUGACAUGUCUUUUCAACUAUCCAACCCAUGAUUCUGCAAUCAUUUAA